UAAAGGAGCAGAGGUCAGCUGUUGUGUCAAAUACUUCUUAUUUGCAUUCAACAUCAUAUUUUGGUUGCUGGGUGCUGCAUUCCUGGGUAUUGGACUUUGGGCUUGGGCAGAAAAGUUUCCUCAUAAAAACCUUAAACCGAGACGCUUGUGAGUAUAUGGGUGGCAUCCCUUAUUAAUUAAUUUUCAUAGCAGUUUAAUAUCACUGUAACACAGGGCUUUGACAGUAAGCGUUUGGUUUUGUGUGACUCUUCUGCCUCUGAUUUGUCGUUCCUCUCCAAAGGUCAACCUCGCUUUUUUGAUUCACGCCUGAAAGGUGAAUGUAAUUUAUUCACACUAAUUUGAGGUGACACAACGAAUCUGAAAGUCAAUUGGCUGAUAAAUAAGGUGGAAAUUGCUCCGGUCGGGUGCUUCAUUCAUUGCUCUGACACUUGUAGACCAUAUGGCACUUAUGUGUAUUAAUAUCAUCCAAUUACAGGACGCCUCGCUCUCACAAUGUAAAUUAUUAAUAUUGUGGUUCAUUUUUAAUUAGCAAAACGUUAAUCAUGGAAAUAAAGCAUUAGGAGUUAUUUAAUUUGAUGCAAAUUAUCUUCAUUUUAAAUAAAUGUUGAAACUUCGUAUAGCUCUGGUUUUACAUCAUUAUCAUAACACACCAGGAAAACAAAAACAUAGAAAACUAUGUUUAUAUUCAUUGUCAGCAUGGUUUGUUAUGAAGUCACACUAAGAUUUGACACUGGUGUACAGAGCCAACUUUGUCUGAACAAAUGCGAAGGUUUGGCAGGUGGUGGAGGAUUUUAAGGUCAUGCUAUAAACUCACUGCAAUUCUGUCUGAUCCACAGGGAGUGCUGUCAAACCUUUCCUCCAUCACAGAUCUGGGCGGUUUCGACCCUGUAUGGCUCUUUAUCGUGGUAGGGGGGGUAAUGUUCAUCCUCGGAUUCGCCGGAUGCAUUGGUGCGCUCCGGGAAAACACAAUCCUGCUCAAAUUUUUUUCCGUGUUUCUGGGUCUCAUCUUUUUCCUUGAGCUCACUGCUGGAAUUUUAGCCUUUGUGUUUAAAGAUUGGAUCAAAGACCAGCUGAACUUCUUUAUCAACAACAAUGUUAAAGCGUAUCGAGAUGACAUCGAUCUUCAGAAUCUCAUUGACUUUGCUCAAGAAUAUUGGUCGUGUUGCGGUGCUCACGGGCCGAACGACUGGAAUCUGAACAUCUACUUCAACUGCACGGAUUUAAACCCCAGUCGAGAGAGAUGUGGCGUUCCUUUCUCGUGUUGUGUCAAAGAUCCUGCGGAGGAUGUCUUGAAUACACAGUGUGGCUAUGAUGUCCGGCUUCAAGGGGAGCUGGACCAGCAGAGGUACAUCUACACCAAAGGUUGUGUGGGACAGUUUGAAAAGUGGCUUCAGGACAAUCUCAUCAUUGUGGCUGGGAUUUUCGUGGGUAUCGCAUUAUUACAGAUUUUUGGGAUCUGUCUGGCUCAAAACCUUGUGAGUGACAUCAGAGCGGUGAAAGCAAACUGGUGACCGUUUACAGGUUAUGGCUGAGAGAGUUGAUUGGUAAAGGAUGACUGUUUACACGUCACUGAGCUGAGAAACGUCUCUCUGGAGGAUUAAUGUAAGCUGACCCUACAUCUAUACAUCUACUUUCUUUUUGUGUGUGUUUUUCUAAAGACAAGCUCUUAGAGAAACUUCUCAGACACAGAUAUCAUUGAAAUAGAGAUGAGAUCGCUCUCACAACACUACUUCAUAUCAGACUCUUCUUGUCACUGGAGAAUAAUGUUACAUGGAUGAUAUUUUAACUAUAACCUGUGGAGAACAAACCUGAAUCAACCACUGAGACAUUUAAACCGAGGAGCUAAAGAAAGCAAAGCCUUACAGCAGCACACCACCGGCUUCAGCUUCCUUUGUGGCCUGCUGUCCGUCGGUCAUUCCAGAUGAUGGAUGCUCGGACUCUUACCUCUGAUUGGCCCUCUGGGAUGUCCAAUCAGAGCGACGUACUUGACACGUUUAUUUUUGUGAUUUUUAGCACUACUGUUGGGGAGGUGGAGAUCUGCUCUGCUUUUUGUCUGUGCGGCGAUGUUUGGCUUUUUUCCCUCGGAGUAUAAAUAGAUUUAAACCGCUGUCCCAGACUCGCUGUAGUUUAUUUCGCUACUCAUAACAGUAUGCUAUAGUGACACUAACAAUGUAUUAUUAUAAAUAUGAUGCUGCUGCUUUAAGAUAUACAUCGCUAUACUAACCAACUGAACUUUCUAUGAGACAUUUCCUUCUGGAAGGAAGAAAGAUGCAGUACAGAUGCCGCACACAAACACACAGAUCCAAUCGAGAAAGCGGUAAGACUUUCUAUCCAUGCUUAUAAUGAAUUAUAGCCCCUUUAUAAUCAUCUAGAAAUAUAUUUAUAAAGUCACAACAACACCUACACUCCAUUAUAAGAACAGUUGCAGUUACAUUUAUAAUAUUUUUAUUAUUAUGCAUUUGCUUUAUCAUUGUGCAUGCUCAUCAUCCAUUAUACACUGAUUUAUAAGUAUUCAUUACUCUGUUGUGUACUUCAAUGAGUGCAUUUAUAAAGACACAGCCUGCAUUGUUAUAUAUUGUCAUUAUUACAACUUAUUAGUAAUGCAAAUGUAGUCAAAUAAGUGAAUUGUUUUAUAUUGAUGUUAAUAGCCAUGUCAUUAUACUUGUAUAAGUAAUACAGUUAUUAACCUCUGUAAAUGCAUUACUGAUGGCUUUAAGUAAAGUGAAAGCAUAGGAUACAAAUGUUAGGAAAUCACGAGGAUGUUAUUCAUUAUCCAGUUUGCAAAUUUACAAUAAUGGCUAUAAUGAAGUAAUGAAAAUACAGAAAUGCUAUUAAUACAAACAGUUGCAGUUUAAAUCAUAGUAAAACACAGCGACAUUAUUUUUUUAAUGAUUAACAUCUUCAUGAUUUCAUUAGUUAACUGUAUCCCAUGCUUUCACUUUACUUAAAGUCAUUAAUAAUGCAUUUAUAGAAGUUAAUAACUGUAUUAUAAGUAACUCACAACAUGGCUAUUAACAACAAUAUAAAACAAUUCACUUAUUUGACAAAGAAUUAAAAAUAAAUAUACUGUAAUGUCAAUGCAGGCUGUGUCUUUAUAAAUGCACUCAUUGAAGUACACGACAGAGUAAUGAAUACUUAUAAAUCAGUGUUGAUAAAGCAAAUGCAUCACAAAUAUUAUAAAUGUAACUAUAACUGUUCUUAUAAUGAGGUGUAGGUGUUGUUGUGACUUUAUAAAUAUAUUUAUAGAACAGUAAUAAAGACCUACACACGAUUCUAAAGAGGCUAUAAUUCAUUAUAAGCAUGGAUAGAAAGUCUUACCGGCAGUAACACAUAGCAAACACGCUCACCAAACUGAAGUAUAUUUGAUUUACUCUUGACUCACACGUUCUCAAUCUCUGCAUGCUGUCAGUCAUUAAAAACGCAUGCUAACGCAGACCUCUUCAUACGCACACAUCCACUGUAUAUACUGUAUGUGUGAGUGUGUAUCUAACACAUUAUAUCUAUACCAUACCUGUGCUGUACUAAUCCUCUAUGUUAUGAGAGUAUAUAUUGAGCCAUGACCUCCAAAAUCAUAUAGAAAUGAACGUUUUAGCAGUGAAGUGUGAAGGUAAUCUGGUCAAAUGUGAGAUUUCUCUUCUAUGGGUGGAGUUUGGGAGGGAGGGGCCUAUUUCAUUUACUUCCAGUGUAUAUAAGAGACAAAUCUAUACAAAUACAAGACACAUUACAUGAUGACAAUGAGGAUUUUGUGCUACAAGAACACGUCUGGCGUAUAUUUCAACCCAAAAUCAAAUGUCGUGAUGAAAAUAAGCUUACUUUAUGAAACUUACAGUAUUAAAAUGAGAUACUAUGGAUAUCAUCAUAUUACUGUUUUUUAUUGUUGUUUUUUUACUGCAAAACAAGCAGUAGUCAACACUAGGAAUAAUUGGAACUGAAAAAAAUCUAAUGUAUUUAUACAUUUUAUUAACAAUAAUCAUUUUGAUUUUGGGAUUAAUUGUGAACUGGACAUGUUUUUGUGAGAUUUGGUUAAAUAUUGUGUUUUUGAAGAAUUUCUUUCGCUCUGUUUUUUUGUCAUGUGGCCUUUAUCAUGCAUUCAGAUCCUAAUGUUACUUUGGCUCUUGCAAAUUACGAAUGUUUAUAUGACUUUACCUUUGAAAGUGCAAUGCAAACGCUGAAAUGAGUAAUGUUUGUCAGACACACAACUGAAGAAAGCAUCCUAACUCGUGUGUUUGUGUGGUGUAUUCAACAUUCCUUCUGCAUGCCUUGGAUUAAUCUUUUUAUGAAGUGCAUUUUGACUUUAAGCAGUUUGUGUGUGCUGAUUCAUCAAAACCGUUCUGAUGAUGGUAAAAACUAGUCUACUAGUCCCAGAGGGCUGUGGUAGUUAAUAAUCAUUUCAAAUGUUUAUAAGCACAGGAGCUAAAGUUACUUUCAUUCAACCAAUUUACACUUAACUUUUGUACAGAACGUUUAAGGGUUAAUUCUGUGUCAAUGCACAUAUGAAUAUCUAAGAUGUAGUCUUAGUCUUUAUGCUUGACAUGACACUUGUCACUUUUAUGCGCUUUGAACUUUGAAUUGCGAACGCCUUUAAGAUGUUUUGUUUUGUUUUGUUUGGUUUGGUUUGAUUUACAUUCCCUUGUUAGUAGUUAUAAAAGUGUCUUGAUAGAAAUCUUUGGAUUCUACCUCAUGAUGGAGAAAUGACUCAGAUGAUGAAUAUUAUAAGAGUCAUAACUCCAGUACAGCCAUUCUUUAACAUGACACUAAAUGAUGAUCGCAGGAGUUCAGUUUUUAGUUGCUGUUUUUGGUUUAUUGUUAAAGCUGAAAAAUAAGUCAAGGAAUGCAAAAACAACACAAAUGCAGAUUUAUUUGAAUGGUGCAAAUGACUCUUUCUAAAGUUCCAGUGUGUUUUUUAUUAAGGAUUGUUUGUUAAAGCUAUUCUAGUCCUUUAUGGACAGCACUAUUUCAGGAUUCUGACGUCCUGUCAAACUGAGGACUUAACUAGUUGAUCACUACAUACCCUCCUCUUAAACUGGACAAUGAAUAUAUUGCACUUGUAAAACUAAAGCAUUUGUUCUUUUCUUUAUUAAAUGAUUGUACCAAACUCAUUACCGUCUUUCUCUCUAGAAACCAUUUUUAGAAAAUUAAGAUCAUGAGUCAAGAUGGUGAUUGGUAACAUCAAUGCCACUGUUCUUCUGUAGUUUUGUUUGUGUUUUUUGUUGAACGAGACUUUUCUCGUGGGAAAUGUGGUCUAUUACACUGUAUGUUAUAAGAUAUUUCAAGCUUUUUCUUUUUCAUAAUAAAACUGAAUUACAACA
Molecule: messenger RNA, 5309 nt
Organism: Paramisgurnus dabryanus
Lineage: Eukaryota; Metazoa; Chordata; Actinopteri; Cypriniformes; Cobitidae
Gene: tspan17
Product: tetraspanin 17
Cellular component (GO): plasma membrane
Source: RefSeq, a predicted model, not a curated record